AUGCAUAAAAUGGAUUUGCUACCUACUACUCUGCAGAAUAAAUAUCCGGAGUGGAUGCUUAUACAGAACCAGGAGGGAGUUUUGAGUGAUAAAAAGAAGCCUGCUGUUCAGAGGAGUGUUUUGGAAGAUGGGCUGCCCUUCCUAGAAUUCUGUGGCUCCGUCGUUUACAGCUAUGAAGCCAAUGACUGUUCCCUUCUCUCAGAAGAUAUCAGGCGGAGUUUGCCAGAUGGGGCUGCUGUUGGCUUUGAUAUUGAGUGGCCACCAUCAUACACUAAAGGAAAAAUGGCAAAAAUAGCUGUAAUCCAGAUAUGUGUAGCUGAGGAAAAAUGCUUUUUGUUUCACGUCUCCUCGAUGUCAGGUUUUCCCAAGGGACUCAAAAGACUGCUCGAAGAUGAAACAAUUAAAAAGGUUGGCGUAGGAAUUGAGGGAGAUCAAUGGAAGCUGAUGAGUGACUUUGAAAUCAAGCUGAAGAGCUUUGUGGAGCUGGCUGACGUUGCUAAUGAGAAACUGAAGUGUAAGGAGAUAUGGAGUCUGAAUGGUCUGGUAAAACACCUUUUUGGGAAGCAGCUUUUGAAGGAUAAGUCUGUCCGCUGUAGUAACUGGGAAGAGUUUCCACUCAACGAGGAGCAGAAAUUGUAUGCAGCCACGGAUGCCUAUGCUGGCUUCAUCAUUUAUCAGAAACUGAAAAACAUGAAUAACAGCGGGAAAUUAUUUGGUUUAAGAAGAGAUGACAUGUUGUCAGAGGAUGUGAAGGAGCGCUUGACUUCCCUGGCUGUAGAGAUAACGGACCUGGCUUCUCGCAUCCCUGACUCUUCUGGACAACUUGAAAACUUGCAGAGGGCUGCAGAAAUACUAGCCAACAUAUCAGAGAAUGUAAAUGCCUUAAGAAGCACGCUGUUUGGUGGUUCAGGUUCCCCUUCUGUACUGGAGAGGAGCUGUGGCGAAGCUCCAACAAAACUUGAAAUGGAGUCAGCGAAUGUUGAAGGACAAAAAGUUGAAAUGCCUGAAUUCAAUAAAAAUCUUGAACGUGACUUCAACAUCUGCUCUGAUGCUACGCUUGCUGGCCUCUGGGAGGGAGAUGUUAAUGAAGAGGCAGAGAGGGAUAAUCCUGCGGUGGAAGAUGGGGCUGCAGCAGCCAGCUCCAAGGACAAAGCAGACAGAGAUGACUUCAUGUCACUAGACAUCACUGAGCAAGAACUUGAGAUCUUGGAACGUCAGGCCGCUGAAGAAUUUCUCAAUGGAGCUGCAGCUGAGGAGGUGAGGUCCACAGACAAUGAACAGAAUAUUUCCUGUGUCAUUGAAAGUGAUGAAGAACUGGAAACGGAGAUGCUUAAAUCUUUAGAAAGCGUAGCUGAUUCUAAAGGAGUUUUGACAGAAGGAGAGUCCAAUAAAGCCAGGAAAACUCCUGACACAGAGUUGAAUCUUGUACUGGAUGGUGAGGAAGAUGAAGACGUUGAGGAAGAAGAGGAAGAACGUUUGGAUCCGUUGCUGCCGGUACCUAGUGAAAGCCACAUUGCAUGUCUGAAGACAUAUUUUGGACACUCUUCUUUUAAACCGGUCCAGUGGAAAGUGAUCAAUUCUGUUUUAGAAGACAGAAGAGAUAAUCUGGUUGUCAUGGCAACUGGAUAUGGGAAAAGCUUGUGCUACCAGUUUCCUCCUGUUUACACUGGACAUACAGGAAUAGUCAUCUGUCCUCUUAUCUCCUUGAUGGAGGACCAGGUUCUGCAGCUGACAAUGUCAGGGAUUCCAGCCUGCUUGCUUGGUUCAGCUCAGUCAAAAAACAUCAAAGAAUGUAUCAAAGUGGGUCAGUACAGAGUCAUAUAUAUGACUCCAGAGUUCUGUUCUGGCAACUUAGAGUUACUCCUGGACCUUGACCAAACUAUUGGUAUUACCCUCAUAGCUGUGGAUGAAGCUCAUUGCAUUUCCGAAUGGGGCCAUGACUUCAGAAAUUCCUUUAGAAGUUUAGGCUCAUUAAAGAAGGCUUUGCCAUUGGUUCCGAUUGUGGCUCUAACAGCAACUGCAAGUCCAUCGAUCAGAGAAGACAUAGUGAGUUGUCUGAACCUGAAGAAUCCCCAGGUCACGUGUACUAGUUUUGACAGACCUAACCUGUACUUAGAAGUUGGACGACAAAGCGGCAAUAUCCUUAGGGAUUUGAAGCAGUUCCUUACCAGGAAAGGAAGCAGUUCUGCGUACGAGUUUGAAGGCCCCACUAUCAUCUACUGCCCUUCAAGAAAGGCCACUGAACAGGUUGUGUCUGAAUUGGCUAAACUCAGUGUGGCCUGUGGUGUGUACCAUGCUGGUAUGGGAAUCAAACAAAGGAGAGAAACCCAUCAUCAGUUCAUGAGGGAUGAAAUUCAGUGUGUUGUGGCUACAGUAGCGUUCGGAAUGGGCAUCAAUAAAGCAGAUAUCCGGACAGUUAUCCACUACGGUGCCCCUAAGGAGAUGGAAUCCUAUUAUCAAGAAAUUGGGAGAGCUGGUCGUGAUGGGCUUCCUGCUUCUUGUCAUGUCUUGUGGACUGCAGCAGACUUGGCCUUGAACAGACAUCUUCUAAGUGAGAUACGCAAUGAAAAGUUCCGGUUGUACAAACUGAAGAUGUUGGCAAAAAUAGAGCAGUACCUUGUGUCAAAUGGCUGCAGGAGGAAACUCAUCCUGUCUCAUUUUGAAGACAAACAACUCCGGAAGGUCUCGUCUGGCAUCAUGGGCACAGAAGAAUGCUGUGAUAAUUGCAGGUCCAGAGCCUCUUCUUUUGCCACCUCCAGUGACUCAGAAUGUGGUUUACAGGACUUUGGGAAGCAAGCGUAUCAGCUGCUGUCUGCAGUGAGUGCCUUGGAAGAGAAGUUUGGAACUAAACUUCCCAUUUUGUUUCUCCGAGGGUCUGGUUCUCAGCGCUUGCCAGACAGAUACAGAAGACACCCUCUCUUCGGUAGCGGAAAGGACUGGCCGGAGAGCUGGUGGAAAUUGCUCAGCCAACAGUUGAUGAUGGAAGGAUUCCUCAAAGAAGUCUCUGGGUAUAGCAAGUUUGCAACCAUAUGUGCACUUACCCAGAAGGGUAGAAAUUGGCUGUUACAAGCUGGAUCUGCCUCAAAUCCAAGUCUUCUGUUACAGUCCAGUGAAGAUCUUAAUCUGGAGAAACGUCCUAGAAGCAGUAGACCUCUGCCUGUGCUCUCAACACAGCGCUCCCCAGACACGAAAAAAAAUAUGCGGUCACCAGUCAAGCAGAUGUCUUUGCGUGAAAUGUUUUCAUAUGAGAGAAAAGUUAAAACUUCUCCAACAAGCAAUAAUAUGCUAACCAGUGUUCCAGAGCACUUGCCAGUGAAAUCUUCUCCUUUGAAGCCCCCAGAACCUGUUUCAUCCCGAGAGAAAGAACUAGAGACUGCUCUGUAUGGCAAGCUGUUGACUGCUAGACAGAAGGUAGCUAAUGAGAAGGUAAUUCCUCCAGCUGUCUUGGCAACCAAUAAGAUCCUGGUGGAGAUGGCCCGAGUAAGGCCUACGACUGUUGAGAACGUGAAGAGAAUUGAUGGUGUGUCUGAAGCAAAAUCCACCAUGCUGGUCCCUCUCCUGGCUGAGGUUAAGGAUUUCUGCCAAGUGAAUGGUUUGCAGACGGACACAUUCCCCACAUCUGGAUCUACAGAUCGGACAGAGGCAUCUCCCUGGAAGUGUACUAGAUCUAAAGAUCAGAAGGAAGCAUCUCCCUGGAAGUGUACUAGAGCCCUCUCUCCCUCAGAGCAUGUCACCUAUGUCCUAUUCCAAGAGAAAAAUCUCUCUGUGAGGACUAUAAGUGAGAGCAGAUCUCUGCCUCUUUCUGAGGUGGGCACUCAUCUGUUCCAAGCGAUGAAAGCUGGCUACCCAGUCAACCUGGAGCGAGCUGGUUUGACUCCCGAAGUUCGACAGAUCAUUUCUGAUGUUAUCCGUAAUCCUCCCAUUGACUCGGAUACCACCAAAAUUCAAGCAAUUAGAAAACUUGUUCCUGCAAAUAUUGAGCUAUACCUCAUCAUGAUGACUAUUGCACUAUUGGAGAGAGAGGAUAAAAAUAAGUCUCGGGAUGGCUCAAGUGUCAGAAGGAUGUUGGUGUGGUCAGGUGGGCAGCAGGAAAAACCAGGAGCAGGUGAAGCAAGCAGGGAAGAGGCCUUGUGCAAUAAAACAAAGGGUAAUCCGAUCAAUCCGACAUUGAAGGAAGGAGCUGAGAAAGCCCAUCCGCAAGUGGUGCCUUCAGCUUCGGCUGUGCAGAGUGCGGAUGAGAAGCAGCCAGGCAGCAGUGGUGUAGCAGGCCACCCAAAGCCCAUCACGCUGGCCUCCUGGAAUCAGCCCACCCUCAGUCCUGAGGAGGAGGAACUGUUUGCUGACUCCCAGCCCAAGACUGUGCAUCCCCCUUGUAAGAGAAAGGUGCCGGAAUGGUUUGGAGCCACAGCAGUACCUGUUCUACCCCUAACACAGACCAAGAAAUCCAAAGCAGACACAAGAAAAGGGAUUUUUAACUGA
Molecule: messenger RNA, 4479 nt
Organism: Pterocles gutturalis (yellow-throated sandgrouse)
Lineage: Eukaryota; Metazoa; Chordata; Aves; Pterocliformes; Pteroclidae
Gene: WRN
Product: Werner syndrome, RecQ helicase-like
Exons: 35
Coding region: 1-4479 (1492 amino acids)
Biological process (GO): telomere maintenance; DNA replication; double-strand break repair via homologous recombination
Cellular component (GO): chromosome; cytoplasm; nucleus
Molecular function (GO): nucleic acid binding; 3'-5' exonuclease activity; four-way junction helicase activity
Source: RefSeq, a predicted model, not a curated record